UGCGCAGAAAGCAAAGUCUGGCAUGACGCGCUCGUGCUCGUCGGUAUUCCCGGAAGUGUGUCGCGCUCUGGCAUCGCCACCGCUCCCUCGUCGCGCCAUUGAGAAGUCAGGGAAGCUCACUCUAACCUAUUGACUCGCCGUAGCCGCAGGUUUACGUUGUCAAUCAUGGCCGAGCAGGAGCCCACACCAGAGCAGUUAGCCGCCAUCGCCGCCGAAAAUGAAGACACAGAGUCCGUCAACUACAAGCCACCAGCACAGAAAAGUCUUCAGGAGAUCCAGGAGCUGGACAAAGACGAUGAAAGCCUUCGCAAGUACAAAGAGGCUCUGCUGGGCGCUGGCGGCGUGACCGUAGAUCCUAACGCUCCUAACGUUCAGGUGACACGGCUAACGCUUAUGUGUGAAACGGCCCCGGCCCCGCUGACUCUUGACCUGCAGGGAGAUCUGGAGGCUUUUAAGAAGCAGUCAUUUAUACUAAAGGAAGGAGUGGAGUACAAGAUAAAGAUCACCUUCAAGGUAAACAAGGACAUCGUGUCAGGAUUGAAGUAUGUACAGCAGACCUUUAGGAAAGGAGUAAAGAUUGACAAAACGGACUACAUGGUGGGCAGCUACGGGCCUCGGCCGACCGAGUACGAGUUCCUGACGCCCUUAGAGGAGGCGCCCAAAGGCUUGCUGGCCCGCGGCACUUACACCAUUAAAUCAAAGUUCACCGACGACGACAAGCACGACCAUCUGUCCUGGGAAUGGAACCUCAACAUCAAGAAGGACUGGAAAGAUUGAGCCGUUUCCAAACCCUGCUGAUUUUCCUUCUUAUCAUUCUCCCUUCCUCUCCAACCUUCUCUAGUUCUCCCCAUCAUCAUCAUCAUCAUUAACUGGUGAUUUAAAGGAAAAGGAUCUUUCUCACUCCGUCCACUUUCCAUCUUUCUCCCUCUAUAUUCCCGUUCCUUUCUCUCCCAAUGAGUAUUGAGGCUUUUCAUGAAAUAUAUAUAUGUGAAAACAAACAAAAUCGUGCACAAUCCAUAUUUUGUGUUUUGCUUUGUUUGUAUAUAAAAAGGAAAAACAGGAAAAAUAUUGAGAAAAAAAAUUAUCUCGGAUGCUUUUGACAUGGUUAUUAGUAAUCUUCACUGUACCUGUGCCCUCAUUCCUUUCUCCGACAUUCCUUUCUUUCUUUUUUUUAAACCAUGAUCUGCCUUUUUAUAAAAAAAAAGUGUAUUGGAAGCAGUUUGUCACUCAGUUUUGCCUUUGGGAACGUGUCCGAUGCCUUUGAGAUGAGCUGUAUAGGGAGGGGUUAGCCGGAUAGCUGUAAAAAUGUAAGUGAUGUGGUGGAGCAGGUCUUUACUUGCCUCUUUGUAUGUAUGCGUGCGUGUCCACGUCUGACUUAGGGUUUGUGGGACGUCAUAACCUGUCCCGUCCGCUACUAAAAAUCAGCCUUGACCCUGCUCUAAUGUUUCAGGGUUUCCAUUGAACCGUUUCAUUGCCAUGUGGCCUUAAAAAAAUGAAUUGUGUAGCAAGACGUCGAUGACCUGCCUGGGUUUAAAUCCAAUAAGAUAUUUGUCUUACGAGUUGAUACUGAGCAAACUCCAUCCACAUAAUCAUACCUCCAUGCUUGCGCACAAACCUCCCAAAGACGACUGGUGCUCGCUUUGGAAUAUUGUACCCUUUGCUUCCGGUUUAGUGAGUUGUUGGCUUGCGCUCUGAAGCAGAAAAGGGCUUUUCGAUCACAGACCUCAGUAUUGAACUACUCGACCGAAAAAUGACAAACUACACUGACUGUGCCUCCAGUAUUGACAACCACGAGGUGCGAUCAAGCGAAGGAUGUUAAAACUCUAAAGAUGCAUUUGUAGGAGGUCUAGUAGUGAACCUAAAGUUUCAGUGUAGUGUAACCUCAAUGCUCGAUGCAUCACUUGUACUGUUUCAUACACACACAAACACACUUCAUGUCUGCGAGGAAGAAGCCUGUUGUGCUUGUCCAAACCGCUGCUUCUGUCUUCAUUUGUUUGGUUUUUCAGUGUACUUAUCUCUGUGAUAGCUGGAGAUUACUGUUCACCUGUCAAUAUUAAAGUGUUCAGAACAGA
Misgurnus anguillicaudatus (oriental weatherfish) is the source of this 2072-nucleotide messenger RNA. NCBI's taxonomy places the organism in Eukaryota, Metazoa, Chordata, Actinopteri, Cypriniformes, Cobitidae. The record is from RefSeq and is a predicted model, not a curated record.